This is a messenger RNA of Eptesicus fuscus (big brown bat), 3493 nucleotides long. RefSeq names its product U2 snRNP associated SURP domain containing (gene U2SURP). Gene Ontology annotation, cellular component: nucleus. Bases 15 to 3104 code for a protein of 1029 amino acids. The record is from RefSeq and is a predicted model, not a curated record. Gene Ontology annotation, molecular function: RNA binding. Gene Ontology annotation, biological process: RNA processing. Lineage: Eukaryota; Metazoa; Chordata; Mammalia; Chiroptera; Vespertilionidae. The transcript has 28 exons.
GAGCAAAGCUCAAGAUGGCGGACAAAACGCCAGGCGGCUCUCAGAAGGCCAGUUCAAAGACAAGAUCAUCAGAUGUUCAUUCAUCUGGAUCUUCAGAGGCACAUAUGGAUGCAUCUGGACCCUCAGAAAGUGAUAUGCCAAGUCGGACACGACCUAAGAGCCCAAGAAAACAUAAUUAUAGGAAUGAAAGUGCCCGUGAAAGCCUUUGUGAUUCUCCUCACCAGAAUACUUCAAGACCUCUUCUAGAAAACAAACUGAAAGCAUUCAGUAUUGGAAAAAUGAGUACAGCUAAGCGAACUUUAAGUAAGAAGGAGCAAGAAGAAUUGAAGAAAAAGGAGGAUGAAAAGGCUGCUGCUGAGAUUUAUGAGGAAUUUCUUGCUGCUUUUGAAGGAAGUGAUGGUAAUAAAGUGAAGACAUUUGUGCGUGGAGGUGUUGUUAAUGCAGCUAAAGAAGAACAUGAAACAGAUGAAAAAAGAGGCAAAAUCUAUAAGCCAUCUUCAAGAUUUGCAGAUCAAAAAAACCCUCCAAAUCAGUCAUCCAAUGAAAGACCACCAUCUCUUCUUGUGAUAGAAACCAAAAAACCUCCACUGAAGAAAGGGGAGAAAGAAAAGAAAAAAAGCAAUUUGGAACUCUUCAAAGAAGAAUUGAAACAAAUUCAAGAAGAGCGUGAUGAGAGACAUAAAACAAAAGGCAGGUUAAGUCGAUUUGAGCCUCCUCAGUCAGAUUCUGAUGGUCAGCGGCGUUCCAUGGAUGCGCCUUCAAGAAGAAAUAGAUCAUCUGGUGUUCUCGAUGAUUAUGCACCUGGGUCACAUGAUGUGGGAGAUCCAAGCACUACUAAUUUAUACCUUGGGAAUAUUAAUCCACAGAUGAAUGAAGAAAUGCUGUGCCAAGAAUUUGGAAGAUUUGGACCAUUAGCCAGUGUGAAAAUUAUGUGGCCUAGAACUGAUGAAGAAAGAGCAAGGGAGAGAAAUUGUGGCUUUGUGGCCUUUAUGAAUAGAAGAGAUGCUGAAAGAGCUUUAAAAAAUUUAAAUGGAAAGAUGAUUAUGUCUUUUGAAAUGAAGUUAGGUUGGGGUAAAGCUGUGCCUAUUCCUCCACAUCCAAUAUACAUUCCGCCUUCUAUGAUGGAACAUACGCUUCCCCCACCUCCAUCAGGACUGCCUUUUAAUGCGCAGCCUAGAGAGCGGUUAAAAAACCCCAAUGCUCCCAUGUUACCACCACCUAAAAACAAGGAGGAUUUUGAGAAGACUCUGUCGCAAGCCAUAGUCAAAGUGGUUAUCCCAACAGAAAGGAAUUUGCUCGCCCUGAUACAUCGAAUGAUAGAGUUUGUUGUACGUGAAGGGCCAAUGUUUGAAGCUAUGAUUAUGAACAGAGAAAUCAACAAUCCCAUGUUCAGAUUCUUAUUUGAAAACCAGACACCAGCCCAUGUUUACUAUAGGUGGAAGCUUUAUUCUAUUCUUCAGGGAGAUUCUCCAACUAAGUGGCGGACGGAAGAUUUUCGUAUGUUCAAAAAUGGAUCUUUUUGGAGGCCUCCACCAUUAAAUCCAUACCUGCAUGGGAUGUCAGAAGAGCAAGAAACAGAAGCUUUUGUAGAGGAGCCUAAUAAAAAGGGAGCACUUAAGGAAGAACAGAGGGACAAAUUAGAAGAAAUCCUGCGGGGGUUAACUCCAAGGAAAAAUGAUAUUGGAGAUGCAAUGGUUUUCUGUCUUAAUAAUGCUGAAGCUGCUGAAGAAAUAGUGGAUUGCAUUACUGAGUCAUUGUCAAUUCUAAAGACACCCCUUCCCAAAAAGAUUGCCAGAUUAUAUUUGGUUUCUGAUGUUUUGUACAACUCUUCAGCAAAAGUUGCCAAUGCUUCAUAUUAUAGGAAAUUUUUUGAAACAAAGUUAUGUCAGAUAUUUUCAGACCUCAAUGCUACCUAUCGUACAAUUCAAGGCCAUUUACAGUCUGAAAACUUUAAGCAACGGGUAAUGACCUGCUUCAGAGCAUGGGAAGAUUGGGCAAUUUAUCCAGAACCAUUUUUGAUCAAAUUACAAAAUAUUUUCUUAGGACUUGUAAAUAUUAUUGAAGAAAAGGAAACAGAGGAUGUACCAGAUGACCUUGAUGGUGCUCCUAUUGAAGAAGAACUUGAUGGUGCACCUUUGGAAGAUGUGGAUGGAAUUCCUAUUGAUGCUACUCCCAUUGAUGAUCUUGAUGGAGUCCCUAUAAAAAGUUUUGAUGAUGAUCUUGAUGGAGUGCCUUUGGAUGCCACUGAAGACUCAAAGAAGAAUGAGCCUAUAUUUAAAGUUGCUCCAUCAAAAUGGGAAGCUGUAGAUGAAUCUGAAUUGGAAGCACAGGCUGUAACAACUUCUAAAUGGGAGUUAUUUGACCAGCAUGAAGAAUCAGAAGAAGAAGAAAAUCAAAAUCAAGAAGAAGAAAGUGAAGAUGAAGAAGAUACUCAAAGUUCCAAAUCUGAAGAACAUCAUUUAUAUUCUAAUCCAAUCAAAGAAGAAAUGACCGAGUCCAAGUUCUCUAAGUACUCUGAAAUGAGUGAGGAAAAACGAGCCAAACUUCGUGAAAUCGAGCUCAAAGUUAUGAAGUUUCAGGAUGAAUUGGAAUCUGGAAAAAGACCUAAAAAACCAGGCCAGAGCUUUCAGGAGCAAGUAGAACACUACAGAGAUAAACUUCUUCAACGAGAGAAAGAGAAAGAAUUAGAAAGAGAACGAGAAAGAGAUAAGAAGGAUAAAGAAAAAUUGGAAUCUCGAUCCAAAGACAAGAAGGAAAAAGAUGAGUGUACUCCAACAAGGAAAGAAAGGAAAAGGCGACACAGUAUGUCCCCUAGCCCAUCUCGCAGUAGCAGUGGUAGACGAGUGAAGUCCCCAUCACCAAAGUCGGAGCGAUCAGAGCGUUCGGAAAGAUCUCAUAAAGAGAGUUCGCGGUCCAGAUCAUCUCACAAAGAUUCUCCUCGAGAUGUUAGCAAAAAGGCCAAAAGAUCACCAUCUGGUUCAAGAACACCUAAAAGGUCUAGGCGAUCACGGUCCAGAUCCCCUAAAAAAUCAGGGAAGAAAUCCAGAUCCCAGUCCCGAUCUCCACACAGGUCUCAUAAAAAGUCAAAGAAAAACAAACAUUGACAUACAUUUUUUAGAUGCUGUCACUUAUUGGAAAUGCAAUUUUGUUUUGUGCCUGAACAGUCUGUUUUAAAAAAAAAAUCAAAUGAAAGAGCAUUCCUGGGAUUUUUGUUUGUUUAUUUGUGAAGCAUGUAUAAACUCAUGAGUAACUGCAUAUGUAGACCUGUCAUUGUUUUAUAUUGUGUAAAUUACUUUCGUUGUGGCUGUUUUCAAGAUGAAAUUAUUGUGGUAAUAAAUUUCAUCAGAAAUGUGUAUAAUGGAUCUGCUAGCAGUAGUAGUAUUUUGUUUUAGAAUGCUGUGACUUAGCAAAACUAAUACAGAUGUCUUUUCCCAUUUUGUAGCUUUGGCAAUUUGAAUUAGAUUUCAAAUAAAAUCUGAACAGAAAACCAUAA